UUCGUUCCCCGGAACCAAGUGGCAGGUACAGAGCGGUUUCUCGGUGAGCCUGUUUACGUGCGACACAGACAGCCACACAUGUGGGGACAAUCAUGGCUAGUGGAGAUGUGCUCGGUGUUCUGGAAGAGUGUGUAAAGAAAAUAAAUGCCAACACAGCACAGCCAGAAAACUUCCUCGGCCUUCAAGAUGAAGUGGCAACAGACUUUACCUCCAUCACUAAGACUCUGUAUGACCUCCACAAAGCUCAGGAACCUGGACAUUAUACAGGAAGCCCGCUAGCUCAGCUGGUUGUGGAAAAUUUUGAUGAAGAACAGAUUUGGCAGGAGCUAGAGCUGCAGAACAAAGCCGUACUGAAACACUUUAAAAACACCAUAGACGAAGCUUUAGCAGAUGAGACGUUAACUGUGCUGGAGGAAGAGGAGCAGGAAGAGAGUGGUCAAGAAGAAGAAGGAGCAUCAGCAGAUAAUGAUGACGAUGAAGAAGAAGAGGAGGAGGAACAAGAAUUGGAACCACCGAGACGGACAAAGAAAAUGGCUGUGGAGGAAGACGAUAACACAGAGGAUGACUCUGAUUUGGAUUUUGAUGUGGAUGCUCUGGAGAAAAAAGAGAAACAGAAGAAGGAUACAGGAAGGAAGGCAUCCAAAGCAAAAGUGGUGCCCUCUGAGGUUGAUGAUAAGUUCUUUAAACUGUCAGAGAUGGAGGCAUUUUUGGAUGAUAUGGACAAGCGCGAGGGAAAGGAGGAUGAAGAUGACGUAGACUAUUUUCAGGAUCUGCCCUCAGAUGAGGAUGAUGAUCUUGACCUAGAGCAAAUCAUUUCCACCAAAAAGCAAAAGAAAAAUACUGUGAAGAGCUCCAGGAAUCUCAAGUACAAGGACUUCUUUGACGCCGUGAACAGCGAACCCGCUAAAACAGACGACCCGUCAGAUGGAGAGGAUGACAGCGUGGAUGAAAGCCAGGAGGAAGGUGAAGAAGUAAUAGAUGACGACUAUGAUGGCGAAGAGGAGGGUGAUGAUGAGGAAGAGGAGAGGGGUCAGUCUAGGUCGUCUCAUAAGAAAGUGACCUUUAAUCUCUCGGAUGAUGAAGACAGCGAGGGAGAGGAUGUGGAGGACAUUUUGGGAGGAAAAGCCAAAGGCUCAGCCAAGUCUGAAGCAAAAUCAUCGUUUGAGAAACGGCAAGAAAAGAUGUCCCAGAAGAUUGAAGAGCUAGAGAAAGCAGCUUUAGCAGAGAAACCCUGGCAGCUGUCCGGAGAAGUAACUGCACAGACCCGUCCUGAAAACAGCAUGCUGGAGGAAGACGUGGCGUUUGAGCAGACGUCCAGGACGGCCCCUGCAAUCACAGAAGAAACUACACUACAGCUGGAAGACAUCAUCAAACAGAGAAUUAAAGACCAAGCUUUCGAUGACGUGGUUCGCAAAGAGAAGCCUAAGGAGGAGGUGUUUGAGUACAAGAAGAGGCUCACGUUGGACCAUGAGAAGAGCAAGCAGAGUUUAGCAGAAAUCUAUGAGCAAGAAUAUCUCAAGCAGAAUCAGCAAAAAACGGAGGAGGAGGAGAACCCAGCCCAUGUAGAAAUUCAGAAGCUUAUGGACACACUCUUCCUAAAGUUAGAUGCUCUUUCCAACUUCCACUUCACACCUAAGCCGCCCGUUCCUGAGGUCAAAGUGGUGUCUAAUUUGCCAUCCAUUACAAUGGAGGAGGUGGCUCCUGUCAGCACUAGUGAUGCUACGCUACUCGCACCAGAAGAAAUCAAGGAGAAGAACAAAGCGGGAGAUUUGCUGGGAGCGACAGAGAAGACAUCAACAGACAAGAAACGUGAGAGGCGCAACAAAAAGAAGGUUAAGCGAUUGAAGAUCAAAGAGAAGGAAAAGAAACAGAAACUUAAAGAGGCCAAUAAAACAGAGGAGAACAAAAAGCCAUCGAAGGCUCAAGUGACAGAAACCCUCAAGAAAGUCACAAAAGGAGGCAAAGCGACGAUACUCAAGGACGAGGGGAAGGACAAGGCUCUGCGGUCCUCUCAAGCGUUCUUCUCUCAGCUGCAGGACCAGGUCAAAAGUCAGAUCAAAAGCGCAAAGGACCAGCCUUCAAAGAAGAAGAAGAAAAACAAAGAGGUUUCUGUUAGCAAACUCAAGUUAUAAUAGCUGUGAUGGUUUGUUAGGGAUUAGCAAUGAUUUAUUGUAUAUAUUUUUAUGAAAAUGCAAAAUAAAUGUUAUGUCUGAAAUUCUUGUAACAUUUUGAUUAAAAAUAAUCAGGAUUACAGA
Maylandia zebra (zebra mbuna) is the source of this 2255-nucleotide messenger RNA. RefSeq names its product M-phase phosphoprotein 10 (U3 small nucleolar ribonucleoprotein) (gene mphosph10). NCBI's taxonomy places the organism in Eukaryota, Metazoa, Chordata, Actinopteri, Cichliformes, Cichlidae. Gene Ontology annotation, cellular component: sno(s)RNA-containing ribonucleoprotein complex; Mpp10 complex; nucleus. The record is from RefSeq and is a predicted model, not a curated record. Gene Ontology annotation, biological process: rRNA processing.